AUUGGGAGCUCCACCUGAGGCCCCAGUGGCUGCGGCCGCAUGCGUCCGUCACGUCAAGUUCGGCCCCCCCUUCCGUAGCCAUUUUGGCUCAAGUCGACGGGUCAGCAGGUGCGGUCGCAUUUGCCAGCCCCCCCAAAAAACACGUGUUUGGUAUAGAGACGUCUGCCAAGGGGUGAGGUACAUAGAUGCACGCUCGUCAUGCGAGGUGGACCAUCGCUGCAGGAUUCGAAGACGUCAUUUUGGAUGUCCCCGUGGUCGAUGGAACGCACAAUUUAAUGAAGAAGCCGCUGGCGUGCUUGGCGUCGCGAGCCAAGUUCUUCCCAACAAGGAGGCCUCCGCCAUAUUGUCCAAAUAACGGCAUCGCCGUGCGCAGUAUGAUGGAGCAAGGAUUUCUCUUCAAUGUGAUCGCCCGCGUGUUGUCCGACGUCUGCGUGGUCCCCACGGCAGAAGCGGAAACACAGGCGAUUGCGACGUUGUCGUUGGAACGGCACGCAGUCGCAAGUUGUGCCCACUCUUUGUCGGGCCAGCGGGGGUCUAGCAAAGAGGCGGCGGACGCCCAGCUAUUCUACAGAAAGUUCCGGCAGCCUGCAUCGAAUUGGAGUGGAUUCGGGAUGGAUUGCGCGAACGCGUUUCCUAUCGGCCAGUUGGGCAGUCCUACUUGUUCAAUCAAUUCAGUAGGUGCGCACCUGAAGCCUGCAGAGCUUCUGGGCAGUUUGCAGUCGCUAUCGCUGAACCGCGUUGGUUCUGAUGCACUAACAGUUCCCAGACUUCGCUCGCAUCGAGAUCUGGUCAAAAGCACUAGUAGCCCUUGUGCGUUCGUGGUUGCCAAGGGUCAGCAAGGCUACCGAGCUGCACGGCCUGGUCACGUUGUUCUUUCUCCUGCAACGAAUGCGAGAAUAUCGCCGAUCAAGUUUGACAAGUAUUCUGCCCCUCAUGCGACCCGCCAUGCAGAUUGUGAUCACCCGCUCAUGGCUUGCACUUUGUUGGACACGUUGAGUUCUUUGUCGGGCAAGAGGAGCAUGACCCUCAGUCAGUGCAGUCAUUUGUUCGUGCACAUGCGUAUAGGAGACGCAUGGUCAGGCAGUUAUCCAGCCAACGCAGGCUUGCACCAGGGCAGCGCAACGAUCUGAUAGAGAUCUCCAAGCCGUUUGCCAUCGGUCAUUGCGCAACCGCGCGUGCGAACAGCGUCAGUCAAUUGUUGCGUCACCGCCGUCCACAAUCUUCAACUUCCCACACGCAUUUUUUUGAGGGCGCUGCGUAUGACAAAGUUGUUCAUCUGCGCCUCCGAGAGAACCAAACGUGUACAUCGAGCUGUGCAUUGAUGGACAGGACCGCCCUCCUCACCCUUGAUCAGGUCGGCUUGCACGCGCUGGCAACUUGCGUGUUGGAUUCAGGGCUAAUUUCUGAGACGUGUUUGAUUGGCCAUUCGAUGGGGGGUUGGGUCCUGCAGCGAGCAUCCCCUCUGUUGCAAAUGUCCUGCGGAUGUGUACGAGGAGGGUUCUUCUUGGAUAGUCGCUUGCAGUAUCCUCGUUUGAUUUCCGACGAUGACGUCGGACUUACCCUUAGAAGAAAACUUGACUUGCAGUUCCCUAGGCAUGCAGGAGCCUGCUGGCUGCUUGGUUGUCAAUCUACAGGAUGCUUCAGGAUAGCCACGCCUCAUACGGAGUUGCACACUUCGGAGCAUUUUUUCAAUGCAGCUCAUGUGACUGUUGCUGAUAUCAUUACGCACUUGGCAUUACUUACCGAACUUCCGAAUACGAAAUGCUUUGGCUCUGCCAGUCACAGCUGGGUUAUGAUACAAUGUUUUGUUGAUGCCUCAUUGGUGAUUCGACCGUACACGAGAUCAUAGACUUGUGUUUUGGACUCCCUUGUCGUCAGCCCGUUGCCAACAACAGUUUAAAGUGAUUGACCCGUGAAAUGGAGUUCCGAUUGUCACCAGAAGGGACAGCAAGUUUCUAUGUUGUACAUGUUACAUAGGCGUUAUCGUUUCGCGAUGUCUCAAUUUAUUAUGUACACGAAUAUGCAAAUAGCACCCCUACACGCUUUUGGCAUGCAACGCACGUACCCUUCGCUUUCUCGUGCGCCUUAACAGUCGUUGCUUUAUUUCCCUCAUGGACGGCACAUACAUUCUUCCACCUGCGUUAUCAUCCACAGCCGGAGCCAUGGCCAUGGAGGACGCAAUUGGGUUGGCAGCUAAGUAUAAGAGUUUCACGGCCAAGUAUGGCAAGGCACAGCGCAUGUUUCACGUCUGCGUGUAGGCCUGUCACGGUAUUUGGUCAGAGUCGUCGGAAAGACAAAAAACAUCAAGUUCGGCCCCCUACCCGGGCACAUCCUGGCACG
Prorocentrum cordatum is the source of this 2340-nucleotide messenger RNA. Lineage: Eukaryota; Dinophyceae; Prorocentrales; Prorocentraceae. The record is from the annotation of a GenBank genome assembly.